Notolabrus celidotus (New Zealand spotty) is the source of this 2607-nucleotide messenger RNA. RefSeq names its product phosphatidylserine synthase 1b (gene ptdss1b). The transcript has 13 exons. The record is from RefSeq and is a predicted model, not a curated record. Bases 20 to 1552 code for a protein of 510 amino acids. Gene Ontology annotation, biological process: phosphatidylserine biosynthetic process. Lineage: Eukaryota; Metazoa; Chordata; Actinopteri; Labriformes; Labridae. Gene Ontology annotation, molecular function: L-serine-phosphatidylethanolamine phosphatidyltransferase activity.
UCUUCGGGGUUUCUUCCCUAUGGUUUCUUCUGGAGAGGCUGUCUUCGCAUCAACCUGUCUACUGCGUUUAGAACUUCUAACUUUAGCACGCUUUUUAAAUAUCACAGGUAAAAUGAAGAAAGUGGUACAUAACAGCGAUACCAAAGCCGACAUGACGGCUAGAACCCAUUUGAAGGAGGAUGUCAACUUCAAAUUACAUUUUCGAAUGAUAAACGAUCAACAAGUGGAGGAUAUCUGCAUUGAUUUCUUCUAUAAGCCACACACCAUCACACUCCUGACAGUAACUGUGCUCAGCCUCAUGUACUUCAUGUUUAACAGGAACGAUGGAAACUCUGACAACAACCUCAGAGUUGGUCUGUUGGUAGUUCUCUCCUUCUUUAUGGUCAUCAGUGUACUGGCCUUUCCUAAUGGACCUUUUACCAGGCCUCAUCCUGCAAUAUGGCGUAUGGUGUUUGGUCUCAGUGUUAUGUACUUCCUGUUUCUUGUCUUCCUCAUCUUCCUCAACUGGGACCAAGUUAAGAUUCUCUUGUACUGGCUGGACCCAAAUCUGCGUUAUGCCACAAGGGAAGCAGAUGUCAUGGAAUACGCUGUAAACUGCACAGUGAUAACAUGGGACCGGAUCCUGAGCCACUUCGACAUCUUUGCAUUUGGCCACUUUGCAGGCUGGGCCAUGAAGGCUCUGCUCAUCCGCAGCUAUGGCCUCUGUUGGACCAUCAGUAUAACCUGGGAGCUGACUGAGCUCUUUUUUAUGCACCUGCUGCCAAACUUUGCAGAGUGCUGGUGGGAUCAGGUGAUACUGGACAUUCUGUUGUGUAAUGGAGGAGGCAUCUGGCUGGGAAUGACUGCAUGCAGAUUUUUGGAGAUGAGGACGUACAGCUGGGCUAGCAUCAAGGAAAUCCACACCACCACGGGAAAGAUUAAGCGAGCUGUGCUCCAGUUCACCCCAGCCAGCUGGACUUUUGUGCGCUGGUUCGACCCAAAGUCUUCCUCCCAGAGACUUGCAGGCAUCUAUCUAUUCAUGAUCCUAUGGCAGCUGACAGAGUUGAACACGUUCUUCCUCAAGCACAUCUUCGUCUUCCAGGCAUCUCACCCUCUCAGCUGGUGUCGUAUCCUCCUUGUUGGAGCCAUCACUGCACCCACUGUUCGACAAUAUUAUGCCUACCUGACGGACACUCAGUGUAAGCGAGUUGGCACACAAUGUUGGGUGUUUGGGGCCAUCGCUUUCCUUGAAGCUCUUGCUUGUGUGAAAUUUGGUCACGACUUGUUUUCUAAGACACAAAUCCGUUAUGUGCUCAUGUGGCUGCUCUGUCUGGCAUUUAUCACACUUCUGUGUCUGUAUUGGAUGGUGUGGCAUGAGCAAAAAAAGAUGAAGAGCAGUACUUCUGUCCAAAGUGAGGACUGUGAUGACAGCAGGGCUGUGGACUCGUGUGAGAUUGUCCCAGAUGGCGUUGCAGCUCGGAAGGAAUCCUUGAGAAGUUUACAACCUACAAAACGGAGGAGAGCACCGGGGAAGAAUAGAUUUGUGAAUGGCCAUGGAGGAAAGAGACAAUAAAUAACCAUCACUAUUUACAACAUCUGUGGACUAUGCACUCAAAAGUUACAGAAUAAAUAUUGCUAAAGUUGCAUAAAGUUGGAAGGUAAACUCCUGAACUGAACCACCUCAACAGUAUUUCAUAUCCAAGAUAUUUUUAAACCAACCUUAACCAAUUAUUAUGCACUGGAUUUUGAAAGAGAAGGUGACCUCUUUUGCACUGUAAAACAAGCAUGCCAGCCUUCCUUGCGCACAACUAUUUUGAUAGGUGUAUAGAAUAAUUGCUUUGUUCCAAAUGUUACAACUUAAAUGUUUAACUAAAAGUCACAAGUGGUUUUGAGUGUGCAAUUUUUAAGUCCUUUAACUUAAUUUAUUUGUUUUUACAGAAUAACUGGUUUUAGACUUGACUGUACCGUAUGCUUCACUUUUUUUAACACUCAUCAUCAGGAAGUUUUUGUCUACUCGAAGAGAAGCAACAAAGUGUUAAUGAACAACCUAUAGGCUUAGAAUGAAAUGUAUACUCUUUUUUUUAGCACGUAUUAAUGGGAUUAUUAUAACUGUUAAACUGUUCAUUAUGUUGGGAUUUUUUAUAUUUUUGGGUGUUUGUGGUUUGAGAGCUAUGCGAAUAGUGUGUGAUUGGUGUACUUACAGAAAUACUGUGACAUUCAAUGCAAUAGCACUGUUGUGACUUUCACAAGCAGAUGAUAAUCACUUGUGUGAGUUUUUCCAUUGUCCCGAAUCACUUAAAUGUGAUGUCAUUACACUAUACAGGUCCAUAUAAGCUAGUCUUAAUACUGUUGAAUAAUUUGGUGUAGUUACACACUAAGUAUGAAAUUAUUUUAUAAUUUUACAUCGGAUUGAUCAAUCUUAACAAAUUAAUGUCUGUGUCUUUUUUUCUUUUUUGUAGCAAUAGCAUACCUUAUUGAUUCCAGUGUUUUGGUCUCUUGAAUGCUUUAAGUUAUAGGCCAAAAUGUAUUUACGAUAAAAUGUUUAAAGUAUGUUAACUGUAACAGUGAUUUGAUAUGGAAGGAUUUGCUUGUUUUGUUACAUUUAAUUAAAUUAUCACUUAUUUGCUU